AUGCGAUUGAAAAACAAACGGACACAGAGGCUCUAUACUACCAUAGGGUAUGCGUGUCUGUUAAGCACCAAACCCCAUGGUCGUGUUUGUGCGAGCGUGCCCACCCCUCGUGCCCUCCCCGGUAUGCAUGUAAGGAGCUGCACCAGUGGCCUCCAUGCCGGAGUGGGCCGGGAAGCCUGUAAUAAGCUUACUGUUUUACAGGACUGGUCUGAUGAUUGGUCUGAUGAUUCUGCUGUGUUACAGACUGCCAGUAUGCUGCUCUCCAGUAUCCGAUUUAAGCCUGGGUCAAACUGCUGCAGCUCCUCGGUGGUUCCAUCAUUCCAGCUCGCUGUUUCCUUUCGGUGGCGACAACCAACCUGGUAG
Messenger RNA from Pelobates cultripes (western spadefoot toad), 363 nucleotides. The record is from the annotation of a GenBank genome assembly. Lineage: Eukaryota; Metazoa; Chordata; Amphibia; Anura; Pelobatidae.